AUGGAGGAACUAGCUAAAAUUAGACGUAAAAUUAAAAAAUUUAGUUUUGAUAACAAUAAUGGGUAUUCUCGAUUACUGAUUCAGCUCUUUGGUUUGGCUGGUAAUGGAAAAUCCUCCUUUAUCAACACCUGCAAAUACGUCUGGGACGAUGGAGUAUUUAUCAAUCAUACUGAAGCAUGGAGUGAUAACUAUGAUAAAGAUGGAGGAUGCACCAUGGAGAGAAUAUCCUACCCACUCACAAAGACCAUCACGCUGGUGGAUAACCGUGGCUGUAAGACAAUGGACAGUUACGAGACUGGAGAACUCUACGCUCAGCUCGGUAAGUAAAUGGGGUGGUAAAACGUUUCUGCUGAUAAAGGUUAUUAAAUGCCUGAAUCAUGCAGGCAGGACUAGAGUUUCAUUAUUCCUUUAUGUACUGACACAAUAUAAAUAAUUAUAUUGUUCUCUACUUUAAUAUCUGAAAUAAUUUACGUAACCUUCAUCAUUUUUAUUAAUACAAUUCCAUUAAAUGUUACAUAUACAUAGGGCUUCAGAAAAAAAAAAUCUUGGCUAUUGUUGGAAAGAGAAAGAAAAUGCAAAAAAAACAACUAGUGGCCUAUGAAGUAACAUAUGUACAACAUUACAAUAAUGAAGGUAGUUUAAAUGUCAAUUUUCCUCCCACCGGGACAUAUAGAAUCUCUUUUCAUCACCCGAUGAUUAUAUUCUAUUAAAUCACAGGUAGACAAACCUACCAAACAAAAUGACUUGAAAUAGCUAUUUAUUUAAAAAUAAAUUAGAAAAAGUUAAAAUUUAGCAGGUAAUCCAAACGUAAUCAAUUAAUAGGAAUAGGAUCAUGAUAUAAAUCAAUAGAACGUCACUCAACAUUUAGUACUUUGCACCCAAAAUAGCACCCAUUCUGUCUUGAUAAAUCUGCAUCUAGUCUUUAUUUUUUAUCAGAAUACUUUUGCAUUAAUAAUGUUAAAUGACUUCAGUAUGUGUAUCCGUAAAUUGAUCACAUUUAAUCUAUCGAUAAUCCACAUGCGCAAUGUUUUGGGACGACGUAAGAAACGGUUAGUGAAAAGCCAGGUACACAUCUUAAUAUCUGUAUUUAUUGAGAUACUCAGGAAAAAAAGCAAGUUGAUUUCCAUAGUUAAAAUAUUGAACAUUUUAUGGAAACAGUUAUAGUGAACUGAUAAAUCAUUCGAACAUUAAAGAAUGAGUUCAAAUAUCGAUUUCCACAUAAUUGUAUGGAAUUAACCUGCUUUCUAUAAUUCAUUUUUUAUUCAGCUAAUUUAUUACCCCUGGAUAAGUCGGUGACGUGGAGCAAAGAUUAUCAGCUGGUGGAGAAAAUAAACAGGUCGGAAGGUUAUGUACAAAUCUCUGAUUUUAUUUUUCCAGCAUUUGUGUACAGGUAAGAGAAAUGCUAUGCCCCCUGUCCUUAUUCUACGACUAACUGUGUAUACAAGUCAAAGAUCAAUAACUAACAGAUAUCCUCAUCAAUUACAAGAAAGAGAAGGAACGUGAAUAGCAAACUACAGGGCGCUUGUUUCCUUGAAUCAGUGUGUGAUAAACACUAAAAGGGCUAGACUGGAAACGGAGGGGCACAUUUGUUUAUAUUACUGUUUAUACGAGUUCUUGUUUGUCAUGUAUAGUGUCAUGAUAAAGGAUUUCUCCCCUUCCUGACUUCCUCUGUGUUUACAUAUUUUAUAUCAAAUGGUUUCUCAUCUUCAUACAAAAUACAGCAGAACAAAUAGAACCUGAUUAGACAAAAAUAUAUUUUUUAAAACAAUAAUUAAGGAAUGCUUAAAGGGACACAGUACAACAGGGGUGCCCAAUAGGUAGAUCCCUAGAUGUUUUAAAACUACAAAUUCCAUGAUGCUUUGUCAUUCUAAAAGCAUGCAAAGCAUCCAGGGAGUUGUAGUUCUACAACAUCUGGGGAUCUACCUAUUGGGCACCCCUGAUAUACAGAGCAAAAAACAACAAAAACCAAGGUGCAUGAGAAUACUGUGAAUGGACAACAGCUGAAAUAGCCUGCCCUUCGGUGGGUCCCCGCUAAGAUCUCAAGCUGGUUUUAGCUUGGUAUAGCACCUCUGCUACACAGCUUUACUUAUUAUACUAAACAACUUUAUCUUAAUGAAGUAGCUUUGCUGUAUAGAUCAUGCUCCGAGUCCCGUAGUCUCACAGCUCAGUUCUCUGCCAUUUAGGAGUUAAAUCACUAUUGUUUCUGUUUAUGCAGCCCUAGUCACACCUCCCAUGGCUGCCUGCAUACUUCAAAAUGAAAUUCUAAAUUAAACACACUGAGCAAGAAAGGGAAGAUAAAAAAAAUGAUUUAAGUAUACCAGGAAGCUGUGUUAGUCCCAGCAAAAUCUAAGAUCUGUCCCAUUUGUUGGAUGAAUGACAUAAUGACUGAAUAAUUGUGUAGCUCCUUGCUUAAAAUACCCAUUGUUAUAUCAUCUUAAUAAAGUAAUUGGGCCUUUUAGUUUGAUCCCUGCAAAGCAUAGCAUUACAAGUUUGUAAAAACAGUAAUGUUUACAAUUCAGCGUUAAACACACCUCUACUGUGGGUAUUAUUGACAGUCACGAGAAGCACUUACCCAGUGUCAGACUUGGUUCUCAAUUAAAUGGUGCUCCUAAUGACUGACCCCAGUGCUUACCUAUCGGACCAGGGCACAUGGGGAGUAAAGGAUAGUAAAAUUCAGCUUUUACACCAUAGUAGGGAGUGGAUACCAAAAGAGGUAGACUAAAUCUAUAACUUGAUAAUAAUGACAACCUAUACAGACUAAAUUAUCACUUUCUGCCUUACGUGUAUCCCCACAGUGCUAACCACAGCAAACCACAUUCAUAAUUCAAUAGAUGGUAAUAAAGGAAGGUGGUAAGGAAAGUUAAUAUGUGCAUAUAAUGAUACACUGUAUUUACAGAUGUACCCCAUGUUACCAAAGAAAUAGUUUAAUGCUGGUUAAUGAAAAAGAUAUCUAUAAUUUGUAAAACGUAUCUUGCAAAUGAAACCACUGUUUAUUAAUUAAUCAUUGUUAAACCUCAUAUAUAAGAGAGCGAAUAUCAUAGCAUAGCACAAUUUAUUUCAAAUUACAGAAAUACAAGAUGAAAAAAGGUUUACACUAUAAAAAGUGGGAUACUGCAAAGGUUUUAAACCUACAAAAAUUAUCCACUCGUUACCACGAUCACUUGCUAUGCACUAUGGGGUACUGAGUUGGCCAAGCAUCGCCAAAAUAUAACUAAAUGUAUAACUUUUUUGAUAUGCGUUUUUCUGGAAUUUUUUUGUUUUGUUUUUCUGUCUCUUAAUGUUAAAACACUUACCAUUAAAAUUCUAGACUGAUCAUUUCUUUGUCAGUGGGCAAACGGUCAAAAUCACCAGGGGAUCAAAUGCUUUUUUUCCCUUCACUGUAGUAGGGAUAUCAAGAGAAGGGUGGUAGGAAUCAGAACCAAGGUCGUGAACUGGUUAUCAGACAGCAAACAGGUCACUAUGGAAAAACAGCAACUGAGGAGGAAAAGCAAAAAGAGUUCAGAAACACAGCAGACCAGCUGGAGACUCAAUAAUUAAGCAUUGCUUAGUUGGAGGUCUGGGUUUAAAUAGACCGUUGAUGGGUGGAUACUCAGUAGAUCAGUCCUGACUAUGGAGAGAUUCUGACACUAUCAGUCCAUGUUCUGAGAAGCAGGACAAUGAUCUAAAACAGAAAUCAGCUCACUCACAGAUCGUGUGUGUGUGUGUGUGUAUAUAUAGAAUGUAUGUCAUCAUAAAAAUUAUCUUGCGUGAGCAAGAUAUAUAAAUAAUAUAUAAAUAAUAUUAAUAAAGUGGUUGAUUUAUAUUUCCAGGUAAGAGCCCAAUGAAUGAUCCCUAGUCUAUCCUUCACCUCACUGCCAGCAGGGUGAUGGGCAAUUAAGGCCUUUUCCUAUUUGCCCCGGGGCCCAAGAGAUUCCCACUAUGCUAGGCCCAUUGACUAAGUGGGCAUUUCCUCGGCACCUUUAUAAAAUAUCUAUGGUCUUUGCGAGGUGCAGGAGUAGCCUACUUAGAUAUAUGGGACAAUUUCAGAGCUCUUUGGGGGUCAUAUAUAGGAAUAAUAAAUGGUCCAGGAGACUGGGCAUCCCCUGGGUCCUCUCAGGGAGAUACAUGUUUUAAAAAGGAGCCAGGAGACUAGGUAUCUCCUGGAAGCUUCAGAGGCCAGGACUGUUAUAAAUAAAGUGCCCCAAUAGCCCUAAAGUGGCCCUAUUGAGCCCCUUUGGCAGGCCAUAGAUUUUAUAUAACGCUAAAUUGGGAAUUUGUUGGUAACAAUAUCUCACAAAUGUUAAUAACAGCAGUUUAUGUGUAGUCUGAGUUUGUACAUCUUUAAUGGAUUGUCUGAAAGUGAUGAUUACAUCCUUAUAAUGUGUAUCAUAGUUUAGAUUUAUGGUUAUUUUUUAUCAAGUCCAUUCAAAUUUGACAUUUACUUUUUAACAUAUUAUUUGAUUCUGAGUACUUUUCCCCCCUUAAUACCAGGAUCACUCCUGAGACUGUUUUGAUGUUUAAAUAUAUAUCCUGAUUAAGGGUUCUCUCCUUCACUCCUAGAGCAGGUUUUAAGGAAAUUCUAACCAUUCAUUUAGUAACCUGACAGCUAAGAAGUAGCUCUCUCAUCCACUCACUGAGCCAGCAAGAAAACAUCAACUGUUCUCUAGCAGCAAAAAGUUAGAAGCAAUGAAGUGUUAUUUAUUUUCUAUUCCUUGCUAAAUCCCCUUGUUUUGCAUUUUUUUUUUUUGGUAGUGCAAAAAGGUCCAUUACUCAGGAAGACAAAGAUAUAUUCACGGAAAUCUUUUCAAAGGCAAGAGAUAUAACAGGUAAAUAUUGUAACCUUUUAUCCAAUGUCAUGUUUUGUUAGUUGAUACUGUAAAGCGAUAACACCAUUACCAUGAAGGGUUGUACGUGGUCUGCAACAAUCUCCAGGUAUGUGCCCAAAUAACAUCCACAAUGAUGCCAGGACCCAAGAUUUCCUGGCAGAUGUACUUCCAAACACGCCACUGUUACAAAUGGGUAAUAGUGUGCCUGCUAUUUCCAGAUCACAUGUUAUAAAUCCAGCCCACCUGGUACUAGCGAAUCUUAAAAAGGACAUCCUGAAAGGCUAGGACGUUAAUCUCGUCUCCCUUCUGAUUGUCUCCCAGGAUGUUGUUGAGAAUCGCACUUACGCAUAUGGGGAUAUCGCUGUAGUUCUUUAAUCAAGAGACCCUAGACUCAGCAAGAAGCUGUCGAUCCCAGAUUUUGUUAUCGCUUUUGGUAUCCAUAGGGAUGUUUUGUGUUCGGUUCACCCACAUAAAAGGGAAGAGCUGGACCUGUAUAUGCACAAGUUGGUUGACCUAGGCAACAAAUACAGGAGUACGUCCUUUUAUAACUACCACCAGUCAUUCUCAGAGAGGGCAUCUGCAGCUCUGGCCCAGUACAAUGUCAAUAUGGAUUGGAGCCAAUAGGAAACAGAGCUUUUUUGCAGACACUUUGCUGGGUUAAGGAGCUCAGCUUGUGCAAUUUGCUCUGCACAUUCGGCUAAUUUCUGUCCAGUUUCACCUGACGUCACACCCAGUACAGCAACCCCAAACACCUCAAGGGUUGAUAAACAGGGAAAAGAUAAACUAGGCUGCCCAAUCGUAUACCUUGGGAAGUCACAGAUGUCUAAGAAUUUUAAUGAAGGUCAUAGUGCCUGUCGUCUGUAGCAUGUGUGAUCUCACUGUUUCAGGGCACAUGCGAAAACCAUGUGCCCUAAUAAAAACACAUUAUAAACCUUACUUGACCUUGGUUACUGUUGGUAUGCUAGCUAUCCUACUGUCCAAGAGAAAUGGGAUUAUUUAAAAGUUGCACUGCUGAAGGCAACAGAAAAUUGUAUUAGGCUUGUCAGUAAAAGCAACAAAUUCAACAAACCACUGUGGUACUCUACAGAUGUGGCCAAAAUAGUAAAAAACUAAAAGUUAGCAUUUAGUAAUUAUAGAAAACCCCAGAGUGAGGAAGACAGAGUGAUCUAUAAAAUUAGGCAGAAAGAGGCUAAGCAAGUUAUAAGAGCUUCCAAAUCACACACAGAAGAGAAAAUAGCACAGUCAGUAAAAAAAGGGGACAAAACAUUGUUUAGAUACAUAAAUGAAAAAAGAAAAGUAAAACAAGGAUUAGUUAGAUUAAAAACAAAAGAAGGAAGGUAUGUAGAAGAGGAUAAAGGUCUAGCUGACUGCCUCAAUGAAUAUUUUUGUUCUGUAUUUACAGAUGAAAAUGAAGGAAAGGGACCUCAGUUAGGAAAAAGGACAAAUGAGUCAUUUAUUACAUGUGAGUUUACAGAGGAAGAGGUCCUAUUUCAACUGUCAAAAGUAAAGACAAAUAAGUCAAUGGGACCUGAUGGCAUACACCCAAAGCUAUUAAAAGAGCCUAGUGAUGUACUAGCAAAACCAUUAACAGAUUUAUUUAACCAAUCAUUCUUAACAGGAGUAGUCCCAGAAGAUUGGAAGUUUGCGAAUGUUGUGCCCAUUUACAAGAAAGGUAAUAGGGAGGAGUUGGGCAACUAUAGGCCAGUAAGCCUUACUUCAGUAGUGGGGAAAGUGAUGGAAACCAUGUUAAAUGAUAGGAUUGUUGAACAUCUAAAAUCACAUGGAUUUCAAGAUCAGAGACAACAUGGGUUUACUUCAGGGAGAUCAUGCCAAACUAAUCUUAUUGAUUUUUUUGAUUGGGUAACUAAAAUUAUAGAUCAGGGUGGUGCAGUAGACAUUGCUUACCUAGAUUUCAGUAAGGCCUUUGACACUGUUGCACAUAGAAGGCUUAUCAAUAAACUGCAAUCUUUAAGUUUGGAUUCCAAUAUUGUUGAAUGGGUAAGGCAGUGGCUGAGUAACAGGCAACAGAGGGUUGUAGUUAAUGGAAUAUAUUCGAAGCUUGGACUUGUCACCAGUGGGGUACCUCAGGGAUCUGUACUUGGACCCAUUCUCUUUAAUAUUUUUAUUAGUGAUAUUGCAGAAGGUCUUGAUGGUAAGGUAUGUCUUUUUGCUGAUGAUACUAAGAUAUGUAACAGGGUUGAUGUUCCAGGAGGGAUAAGCCAAAUGGCAAAUGAUUUAGGUAAACUAGAAAAAUGGUCAGAAUUGUGGCAACAGACAUUUAAUGUGGAUAAGUGUAAGAUAAUGCAUCUUGGACGUAAAAACCCAAGGGCAGAGUACAGAAUAUUUGAUAGAGUCUUAACCUCAACAUCUGAGAAAAUGGAUUUAGGGUAAUUAUUUCUGAUGACUUAAAGGUAGGCAGACAAUGUAAUAGAGCAGCAGGAAAUGCUAGUAGAAUGCUUGGUUGUAUAGGGAGAGGUAUUAGCAGUGGAAAGAGGGAAGUGCUCAUGCCAUUGUACAGAACACUGGUGAGACCUCACUUGGAGUAUUGUACACAGUACUGGAGACCGUAUCUCCAGAAGGAUAUUGAUACUUUAAAGUGAGCUCAGAGAAGGGCUACUAAACUGGUUCAUGGAUUGCAGGAUAAAACUUACCAGGAAAGGUUAAAGGAUCUUAACAUGUAUAGCUUGGAGGAAAGACGAGACAGGUGGGAUCUGAUAGAAACAUUUAAAUACAUAAAGGGAAUCAACACAGUUAAGGAGGAGACCAUAUUUAAAAGAAGAAAGACUUCAACAACAAGAGUACAUAGUCUUAAAUAAGAGGGACAAAGGUUUAAAAACAAUAUCAGGAAGUAUUACUUUACUGAGAGGGUAGUGGAUUCAUGGAAUAGCCUUCCAGCUGAAGUUGUAGAGGUUAACAAAGUAAAGGAGUUUAAGCAUGCGUGGGAUAGGCAUAAGGUUAUCCUAACUAUAAGGUAAGGCCAGGGACUAAUGAAAGUAUUUAGAAAAUUGGGCAGACUAGAUGGGCCGAAUAGUUCUUAUCUGCCGUCACAUUCUAUGUUUCUAUGUUUCUGUGUCCACACAUCCUUCAAAACACUUUGUGGAUUUCUUGAUAACUGUUUUUACGCAGGGUUUCCACACAGGCCUUUUCCACAAGCCAACAGGGGUAUUGGAAUGUAACAAUCUUCAGUCAGCCAUGGCCGAUACCAAGGCAGUGGAGGUACUAUUACAGCUAGAGGUUGAGCAAGGGCCUUUCACGCAUCCUUUUUCCAGCUGGAGAACUAAUCCCAUGUCUCCAGGAAAACUCUAGCAAACAAAGACUGAUCAUAGAUCUCUCAGCACCACACUACUCACAGGUCCCAAGUCUAAACUCACUGAUCCUGUAAGAAGAAUUCUCUCUACAGUACACAACAAUUGACAAUGCCAUAAAUGCUAUCUUGACUGCAGGCAUUGGGGCCUGGCUCAGCAAAAUCGACAUUGUCAACGCCUUCAAGUUAUUGCCUAUUCACCUAUCGUUAUGGCACCUGCACGGUAUUAAAUGGAAUAUCCUGUAUUAUUUUUUCACUAGGCUUACCUUCGGGUCGAAGAGUAGUCCUAGAAUUUUUGAUACUUUCUCGGAGACAUUGUGUUGGCUCUUUCUGAAUACGUGUUGAUGCCAUACGGUCAUCCACUAUCUAGAUGUUUUUUUAUUUAUUGAAAGCAUUUCUUCCCCCUUGAGCAGCUUGGAUAAAGCAGUCACGUUAUUAAACACACUAGGGGUACCAGUAUCACCAAAGAAAAAAGAGGGUCCUGACACCUUUAUUAAUUUCUUAGGGAUACACCUGGAUUCGGUAACCAUGAAAGCUAGUGUUCCACAGGAGAAAGUCACUAGCAUCUUCCACGAUAUCAACCAUUACAUGCAUACCAGCUCCUGUAACCCGAAAUGGUAGAGCUUUAAUCUUCAGGCUCCUGAGCCUACUCCCCACAUUCCCUGAUGACCUAAGCCAUAUCUCGCUUAACGCCCAAGCCACUGCGAACCUCCUCAAGUGGCACACAUUUCUCUUUGGCAUGUUUUUCCUGCAGGUUUCCGUACACUCCCUGGUCAUUUGGACAGAUGCAGCUGCUACCACAGGCUUUGCAGCCAUAUUUGGUAACAAAUGACUCUGGGGUAAUUGGCCAGUGGAAGUACAAUAAAUGUAGGGGUUCUACAGGAACUCUGCUCUUUUUAAGGUUUACCCUAUUGUGGCGGCAGCAGUGGCUUGGUGCCAUUUGUGGUCAGGCAAAACAGUUCUGUGCUAUUCAAACAAUCUGGCGAUUUGCCACAUUACUAACAAAGGCCGCUUGUAUUCAUUGAUGAUUAUGAGGUUCAUCAGGAAACUGAUGUGGCUAGAGGCCCGCAACCAGUUUUAUUUGGUGUGCUGCCGUGUCCCAGGAGUUCAACACGGCAGCUGAUCGCUUGUCUCGCUUUCAAUUUCAGGCUUCCCGAAAAUCCUUACCCGCGGCUUCCACGGCUUUAUGUCUGGCCACAUUAGCCCCCUCUUCCAGGACCCAAUCAUGGAUUAGGCAAAUUACUACAACACACCUCCUCCUCUAACACACUUACUGCGUUUUUCCUUAUACAGGAAAUUCAUGACAGAACAUCACCUGCAUAGCAAGUCUGAAAUAACAUCCCUGGUGGCGUUCUCCACUUUUUGCCACCUCAAGUUAAGUUAUCCCACAGCACAAUAAAAUUAUACCUGACAGGCAACCAGCAUCAUAUGUAUUCCACCUUCCCCAACAACUCCAGUUUUCUGUCCUCAUACCCUAUCAGGACCAUACUUAAGAGCAUAUUAAAGGCUAUUAUAUAAAGUCCAACACCACAACAAUGGCUACCCAUCAGCAAACAGUUGUUCAAAGAUAUGUCUGAUCUAAUAGAUUCAGCCCCUUUUGAAACCCCCCAAUCUAAUUCAUAAAAACCGCCAUGUACCUGUUUUUCUACGGCUUCCUGAGGCCACAGGAAUUCACCACCAGUGGACAACAUGAAGCAAAUUAUAUACUUACUCUACCCAUUACCAAAACAAGCCACAUAUCGUAUUAUCCCACAAACAAUAGCUGGUGCCCUGUGAAAGUUUUUGAGUCCUACCUACUCACCAUACCAAAUCCCAGUUCAUAUCAUUAAGUUGCUUGGUCGCUGGAUAUCAGCAGCCUAUACAACAAACAUACCUCAACCGGUACAGGAAAUGCAAAUGUCUUCAUAAUUGUACCUACGUUGAAUUUUGUUCUUUCUCAAUAAAUGUAUUUUGAACAUAUUAUGUCUUCCAUUUUGCCCACUUUUAUUACUGGCCUACAGCAUAUGUCGGUUUUGGCACACCUCAACCGUCUUUUUCUAUCACAAGUUCCUUUCACCAAUGUUACUUCCAUCAUAACCGAUGUAGCCCCCAACAAAAAUGGGAAGGCUUGGCCUGAAGAUGUGGGAGGGGCUUUGAACCUUUAAAAAGCAUUCCCCCCUUCCCUAAUCUACCAUGACUGGUCUGACGAUCUGCUACCCUACCCUCCACUUCCUUUAUUCAACGUACUCUACUAGUGUAAGCCCACUUUUAUUACUGGCCUACUGCAUACGUCGGUUGCGGCACACCUCAACUGACUUUUUCUAUCACAAGUUCUGUUCACCAAUCUUACUUCUAUCAUACCCAAUGUAGCCCCGAACACAAAUAUGUAUAUUUAUUUUUUUACUUUCUUUUAGUAGGUUAUAGGUUUUUCUAUAACCUAGCCGAGGGAACAGCCCCUCUAGUACGGGUGGGGUUAAGAAAGUAAGAAAAGCCAGACAGGUACUCUCCAUCAUUAAGAGAGUAGAUAUGGGAAUCUGACUUUCUGAUCAUCUCAACUGGACAGUUUGCUGUCUCCCGGUGGUUGAAUCCAGCUUGUUGCGGACAGAGUGAAUGGAUUAUUGGGAGGGGUAGGGAUGACUCAGCUGUCAUAGUCCAUGUUGGUACCAAUGACAAAGUCAGAGGAAAAUGGAAGGUCCUAAAGAAUGAGUUCAGGGAAUUAGGAAGUAAACUGAAGAAAAGGACCUACAAGGUAAUUUUUUUAGAGAUUUUACCUGUGCCACACGCUACAGUAGAAAGGCAGCGUGAGAUUAGAGAGGUCAAUGCGUGGCUAAAGUCAUGCUGUAGGAAGGAGAUUUGGGGCUCUUUUUGAACACUGGGAUGAUUUUGCGCUUUGGUACAAUCUUUAUAGCCAUGAUGGAUUGCGCCUAAAUGGGAGAGGGUCUGCAGUGCUUGACGACAAGAUGGCUAGAAGGUUGGAGGAGAUUUUAAACUAGUGGUGGGGGAGGAGAGUCAUAGACAAGUACAAAAUGGAGAUAGGAUAGAAAAAAAGAUGGACUUUUUGAUGGACGCAAGUCUCUUUUCAGCUAUGUAACUAUGUAACUAUGUAAUGAUGUUAGCGCAAUAUAAGGGGAUGGAGAUGGGGGAACGGCAAGCUUAGAACAGCAGAGCUAUAUAAUAGUAAUAAAAAUUCCCAUAAAUUAGUGACCUCUGAUAAUUUUAAAUGUAUGCUUAGUAAUGCAAGAAGCCUAAAUAACAAAAUGGGGGAACUAGAGGCAUUAGCAUACCCUAAACGAUAUGAUAUAAUAGGCAUAACAGAAACAUGAUGGGAUGAGACACAUGACUGGGCAGUUAACUUAAAUGGGUACAUGUUAUUUAGGAAGGAUAGGAAAACCAAGAAGGGUGGUGGGGUAUCUUUGUAUGUCAGCCAUGAGUUAAAGCCAAAUCUUAAGCUAGUGGUAUGUGAUGAGGAAAAUGUGGAAGCUUUAUGGAUAAAUAUCUGCUUCGAGCAAAAGAAGGGAAAUCAGUUAUUGUUUGGUAUAGGUUAUAAACCACCUAAUGUAAAUAUUAAUGAGGAACAACAGCUGUUAGAGCAAAUUGAGAAAGCUGGGUAACACGUUAAUUAUUGGAGAUUUGAAUUACCCGGACAUGAACUGGGACAGAGGGACUAGUAGCUCAGGAAAGUGAAGCAGAUUUUUGACCCUGCUAAAUGACAGAACUGGUAUAAGAAGCAACAAUAAAGGAUGUUUGUCUGGAUCUGGUUAUAACAAGCAAUGUUGAUAUUUUUACCAACAUUCAAGAUGGGGAGAUGUUUGGGAAAUAGUGAUCACAAAAGGGUGUCUUUUGAAAUAAACUCAAGAAAGCAAAACAUCAUUUUAAAAAGGCCAAGAGCAGCUUAACAACACAUCGACUGGCAUAAACUCUUUAGUGAAAAGAACACUGUGGAUAAAUGGAAUAUCUUCAAGCAAAUAUUAGAAAGGUACAUUUCUCAGUAUGUACCAUUGGGUGAUAAAUAUCAAAUUGAAAGCAAUGUGGCUUAGUAGAGAAGUAAAACAAGAGAUUAAAAUUAAGAAAAGGGCAUUUAAAGCAUUUAAAUUGGACAAACAAGAGGCAUCCUAUACAAGAUAUACGGAAGCCUAUAAUUCAUGCAAAAAGGCAAUUAAAGUGGCUAAACUAGAAAAUGAGAAAUUGAUAGCCAAAGAGAGCAAAACCAACCUCCAAAAGAUUUUCAAGUAAAUAUAUUCUAAAAAAAAAAAAAAUUAAAGUAUAGGUAGACUGAAACAGAGAUGGGCAUAUUAGUAAAUGAGGACAUGAAAAAGACAAAAAUUAUAAAUAACUAUUUUUUCUCAGUAUAUAUUAAUGAGGAUCCUCUGGCAAUAGCUAUGCAAAUUAUUGCAGCAAAAAAUGUGCAGAACAUUUUGGAGGUUGGAUGACUCAAGAUAAGGUGCUAUAGCAGCUAAAAGUUAAUGUAAAUAAGGCUCGAGGGCCUGACGGUAUUCACCCAAUAGUACAUAAGUGUGGCGAAACCGGCCUCGCCAUGUGUCCUUGGAGGGGGCUGCUUGCCCGCCUCUUGCCUUUGGACUAUGGACCAGACUUUAUGUGAAUGUGUUAACCCAGAUAGCUAUGCCAUGGAGCCCAUUCAUGUAGUUAAAGACUUCAGGUCCAUGGCAGUUGAACUAUGUGAAUAGGAUCUGAGCGCUAUUCGGUAGUUUUGUGCGCUCAGAUCCCAGCUAUCUGGGGAUAUGUGACACGUCUGUGUUUUAUGUAUAAAAUGUGACUUUGUGUAUUUUAUAAUAUUUUAAUGUUUUGUGCUCACCAUGUGCAUAAUGGAGUCGUGUGUCUGUCCUGGGAGAUAAUUGAAUUACUUAUCUCCAGGAUAGAAGACUCUGAAACUGGUUUGGGCCAGAAAGCCAUGCUUCAUUAAGUCACAAAGGACUUUCCCUUAACUUUUGAACCCCUGGUCUGAUUCGUGCCAUUUUUUAAUAUGUUGUUCCCCUGAAUGGAUUGAUUAUGAAAAUGUAUGUUUUAUGUUUGUGUCAUGUAUAUUUUAGAAGUUAUAAAUAUCGUGUAAAAACUGUAUUCCUCUGCCGGUGAUAAUGAGAUUACCCAUUGUGUUCAGUAAUCAUAUCACAGCCAGAGGGGAGGAUUUUGUGUGGGAGUGUCUGGGUGUAUUGUACGGAUUGAUUGGUUGUUUUGUAACGCCCAGUGGGCUGUACUAUGUUUGUGGAUUGGGAAUAAAAGAGACUGUAUGUGACAGUACAGGGAGUUCCUGUUUUAACCCUCAAAGUGAAGUGUCGUCUCAUUAUUGGGGGAAGGAUUUAUUGUAUGCUGUUCCAGUUUGACUGCUAGGAGAGUAAACCUAUUUGUAUGGUUCCUAUUCAACUGUCUACAGCAUUCAUAUGCUUGGGAGAAUUUAUUUGUUUCUCCGGUUCGGUGAUUGUGGUGUCUGCUGCAGUGUUUGGAGUCCUCAGGAAGCGCUAGGAGCAUCCUUCAACGGAGGUACCCAGUCGGGGUGCCAGGCGAUCCGUUACAAUAAGGAACUAAGUAUGGAAAUAAGAGAACCUUUGUAUUUAAUCUUUCAAGAUUUUUUUGUUGUAGGAAUUGUGCUAGAGGGAUGGAGGAAGGUAGAUGUGGUUCCUAUAUUUAAAAAGGAUUCAGAAUCUUUGCCUGGAAUGUAUAGACCCAUGAGCUUAACUUCUGUGGUUUAAGGAAACACCGGUCAUGUCAAACUAAUUUCAUGAUAUGAAGAAGUAAAUAGAAAUAUAGAUCAGGGUGUUGCAGUGGAUGUGAUUUACUUGGAUUUUGCCAUCCAGGCAAGGCAUUUGAUUUGGUUAAUCACAGGAAGUUAGUGUUCAAACUAAAAGAAAUUGGUCUAGAUGAAAAUUUUUGUUCUUGGAUAUAACAUUGUCUUAAAAAUAGAGCACAGAGAGUCGUCAUUAAUGGUAAAUUUUCAAGCUGGACAAAAGUGGUAAGUGAUAUACUUCAGUGUUCUAUUCUGGGACCGCUUCUGUUUGGGAAUUGUUAUAUACAAACUAGGCAACAAUAUGCAAUGUCAAUCUGUGGCUGCUAAGGCCAGUAAGGUAUUGUCAUGUAUUAUAAUAAUAAUAAUAUUCUCGGGAUAAGAACAUAAUUUUGCCUCUUUUUUAAAUCACUGGUAAGACCACACCUUGAAUAUGCUGUGUAAUAUUGUGCACCUGUUCUAAAGAAGGAUAUCAUGGCACUAGAAAAAGUGAAGAGAUGAGCUACAAAGUGGAUCAAAGGAAUGGAGAAUAUUAGUUAUGAAGAAAGGUUAGCAAAUUUAAAUAUCUUCAGUUUAGAAAAACAGCGUAUCAGAGGGGAUAUGAUAACAUUAUACAAGCCAUUGUUUGGAAAUCUAUUCAUAAACAGGACUAUACAUAGAACAUGAAAUCACACAUUUAGACUGGAAGAAAGGAGAUUUAGUCUAAGGCAAAGGAAAGGGUAUUUUACAUUAGGAACAAUAAGGAUAUGGAAUUCUCUGCCUGAAGAGGUUUUUUUCAGAGUCUAUACAGAUGUUUCAACAACAAUUGGAUAAAUACUUGCAAAAACAUAAUAUAAGGGGGUAUAAUUUCUAAUUAGUGGGGUAAUAGCUUCUUGAUACAAGGAGAUACCUGACUGUCAUUCUGGUGUCAAGAAGGAAAUUUUUCCUAGUUAGUUGUGAAAUUGGAAGCACUUCAGACUGUUUUUUUUCCUUCUUUUGGAUAAACAACAAAAACAAAUGUGAGAAAGGCUGAACUUGACGAACUCAUGUUUCUUUUCAGCUAUGUAACUAUGUAUUUAUAUAACUGCAUAAACUAUGUACAGGAUGGGCAAAUGGUAGAUCUCCAACUGGGAUAGCAUUGUGGAUUUGUACAAAAGAUAGAGAGCUACCUUUUGGCCACCAUUGAGUUAGAGGAGAGGCAAAACAAUUGCUUGUACCAAGGCCCUAUCUACAUUAGUAACUCCACUCUAGUGGUGCUGUAGCUGCAAUUGGUGAAUAGUUAACUUUCAUUGCAGUUACUGGUCCUGUGAUCAUUUCUACAUUUCUAUAUCUGAUAGCACCAGUGUAACUUCAUUUAAUCAUUUCAUUAACCGUUUGCACUUUGCAGCAGUGUUGUGCAAGCACAGUGAUAUUGACUUUGAAAUUAUUUUUUGGACUCAUUAAUUUUUUUAAAUGAACACAUUUUGUAAAAAUAAAAAUGUAUACAAUUUUUUUAUACUUUUUACAUAUUUGCCUUUGUAUAAACUUUGUUCAUUUGUGUACAUACGUAUAGCCACCACGUAUUAUUUUUAUCAAUAUAUUUUAUAUUGGGCAUUUAUGUACAGUGUUUUUUACACAGUUACACAUUCUAUUGCAUUUUCCAUUCUUAUGUUUUCUCCAUUAUAAAUUGAAGACGUAUUAGGUAUUGAACAGUUUGCUUUUUGGGCAGGCAGCCCUCACUUAAAAUGCCUAAUCUUAUGAGUAUUUGUUGUUACAAGCAAAAUCGAAAACAGAAGUGACGCCAAAUACCGCAGACUGGAAACGAAGUUGAAUUCAGCUGACCGGAAAUGACGUCAGACACCACACCGAUCAGCACUAACUCAGAUGUAAUAGAUGAGCAAGUCAAUUUGGCCGGUAUUUAAACAGGGAACAUGCAGGUUUUAUCAGAGAAGUUGAGACAGACUGAAGGCUUGUCGAAAUGUGUCUGAUCUCUAAGGGAGUUUUAAUUUACUUUCACCUAUACUUAUAGGAAUUUUGAUUUUAGUUUGUUUUACAUAUUUGUCAUAGUUUUUUGGAAAUAAAUAAAUUUCAACUGAACCUGGUGCUUCAGAUGCCUCGUUAGAAAUACCUCUACUGGAGACACCUACAAGUGGUUUCCAUUUGCCUAUUUAGGCACCAUUGAGAGCAUUACACAGAGCUUCACAAGGCUCUGCAAUAUGUGAGUGCGACCACUGAUUAUCCUUAUAUCUGGAUGUAGUAGCAGUAUACACUAUGUUUUGUACGUUCUGUUGUUUCAGGCUCUAUAUUUGAAAUCCACAAAAAACAACAGUAUUUCUGUCCAUAAGUAUAUUAUUUAUUUAUUGGUUACACUAUAAGUGUGUAGGUUACUUUGUGAUUUUUAACACUGUGUAUGUUUUUAUGGGUCACAUCUAAGGCAUCGGGAAAACAUCUAUUCACAGCCCUUGUGUAAUUUGUAAAAAUAAGUAUAAGUGUCAUACAUCUGUCAUUAUUAUAUACAUUGUUUUACAUGCCUUAGUGAGAAUAAUAUAUUUUAUCUUCACAGGAAUAUUCCCCAUCGUUGUUCUCACUCAUAAAAUACAUGGAGAUGCUGAUAAGAUGGAACAUAUUUUUAAGAGUCUUGGGGCGGAGCGGAUCUUUGCAUUUGAGAAUUAUACCCCAAAGAAUAAUAUGAAGACACGAGGAAGGGUUGAAGACGUCCUAAUGUUUCUAUAUGAAGUUAUUAAGGAUGUCCAGUUUCGAGUGAUAAAACCUAUAAAUAUACAGAGAGAUCUGAUAAGAAGGAAGGAAAUUGUAUUUAAUUACAUAAUGCAGAGUGAAGACAAACUAGCAGAGGAGAGAGAGAAAGUGAGGGAAGCAAAACAGAGAAUUAUGGAGCAAAAAUGUAAACGAGAAAUUCAACAAAAAAAAGCUAAUAAAGAACCUUCACCCCGACAAGUGGAUGCAGAACAAAAAAGAGAAUCUGUGAGUUAUUAUAUGAGAUUAAACCACUAUGAAAUGGUUGCAACACACAGUGAGGAUAUUAAAAUAGGUCAGAGCACAGAAAACGAUCCCAACGACCUGAAGGAGGAGAAGAGGGAACAAGCAAAAAAGGCUAUUUUAAAUGAGCUUAGAAACCUACAACUAAAAAAAGAAACUUUUGAGAGCGAUGUGCCUAAGGGAAAGCAGAAAAAGAAGGAAAAGAAAUGAAAGGAAGACAAAGAUGAUUGUGCCUUACAAUAAACUUGCUG
Pelobates cultripes (western spadefoot toad) is the source of this 17031-nucleotide messenger RNA. The record is from the annotation of a GenBank genome assembly. Lineage: Eukaryota; Metazoa; Chordata; Amphibia; Anura; Pelobatidae.